CUUAUGAUAGACUUCACUUGCAUUUAUCUAAGGAUUUUUGUUCAUUGCCUUUUAUGCCACAUGCAACUUCAUCACCAAAGUAUUUUCCAAAAAUGAAUUUAUUCAAUACUUAGAUGAGUAUGUUGAGAAUUUCAACAUCAAACCAAAAUGCCAAAGUUGUGUUGAAUUAGCCUUUUUCAACAAUGAAGAGAAGAAAUGGAAUGUCAAAUCAAGAAAUGUGGCGAGUGGAGAAAUGGAAUUGUAUGCUUGUGAUUUCUUGGUUUUGGCUACUGGUGAAAACAACGAAGGCCAUAUUCCAAAAGUGGGAGGGCUUGAAAAUUGCAAAGGGGAAACAAUUCAUUCAAGUGAGUAUAAAUCAGGUGAAAAGUACAAAAAAAAAGUAUUGGUUGUUGGCUCUGGAAAUUUUGGUAUGGAAAUUGCUUUUGAUCUUUCAAAAUCUAUUGUUCAGUCAGCAGAGGUCAUCAUUGAAAUCCUCUUAAGGCUUCCAGUGAAACGCCUCUUGAAAUUCAGUGACGUUGAUGCAAUCAAUGGUACAUUGCAAGGGUAGAACAUUUACGAACUCUGAUCAUCUUGGAAAUUAACAAGCAUAGAAAAGAGGAGGUAGAGACUACAGAGCACAUUUUACUUCAUUGUCGCUGCUCAGCUAUGAAGUUUGUUUCUUAAUAUUUGUGGUAUUCCAUGGAUAAUGCCCUUAUGUAAGGAACGAAAAUAGCAGAUAUUUUCAUGAAAUAGCUCUCCCAUGUACACAAACUAAAUAUAUAUGUGCUUGCUGGAGCUAGCUUUUUGGUGCAAAUUAAAGAAUGUUGCAUAUUCUCUGUAGGCUUAGCCUGCUUUAUAUGUUUGUAGAUCUGUACUCUGUCUCUCUGCUCUUUUGCAGAGGAAGUAGAGAGAUGCAUAUGAGGUUCAAUUUUGAAGG
Solanum dulcamara is the source of this 916-nucleotide messenger RNA. Its product is annotated as probable indole-3-pyruvate monooxygenase YUCCA11. The record is from RefSeq and is a predicted model, not a curated record. The transcript has 2 exons. NCBI's taxonomy places the organism in Eukaryota, Viridiplantae, Streptophyta, Magnoliopsida, Solanales, Solanaceae. The coding region runs from base 233 to 547 and encodes 104 amino acids. Gene Ontology annotation, molecular function: N,N-dimethylaniline monooxygenase activity; flavin adenine dinucleotide binding; NADP binding.